AUGGGGAAAGAUGAGAAGUCCAAGCCGAAGAAGGUGCGACUUAUUAUGCAUCUUGGGAGGUUCCUUGUCUCUCACUGUGUUUUAGUCAGGUAUGGCCCUGUAAUCCUGCAGUUCUCACUGCGUUUACCGUUCUUUCUUCUGCUUCUGCUGUCGUACUCAAAACGAAUAUCCUUUUGCUCGGAUAGCAUUCUCUGCUGCUCUGCAGGGUAUGCCACUUUAUUACUCCUUCCCAUUCUGGCAAAAAACACAUACAUCUCAGAGAAUGCUCUCAUGCCAGGUGCACUUCUUUUCUUUAAUGAACCUUUUCUUUUAUAACUUUCUUCUUCUGUUUUAAAUGCUCAGUUCCCAUGUGAUUUUGUUGGUGGAUUUAUCUGGGCUUCCAUGAUUAUUCCCGUUGUGAAAACCCUCUUGUUUCGACAUUAGUAGCCGUUCAUUUUUUAAUCAAAAAUUUUAGUUUACCUUAAAAUAAAUUUAUCCGUCUAAUAGGUCAUCCAUCGACUGCCAGUCAGUACGUGUGGCCGGAAAAAUUGAUUUUUAUGUUUUUUUUUCUCCCUCUUUGAGGUAUGUUGUGGAAUUAAUUUUUUUUCCAUUUGUCAACAUUUUGCAACUCUCGUUAAAAAUUAUAAGCUUGAGAGUUCUGAAAUCAUGUCAGGUAUUAUGGGAAAUUUAACUCGUGAGGACAUCAAUUAUCAUUGGAAUCAUGACUCUAUCUGAUCAUUAUUGGCAGAUAUGGAUGCAAGUUUUGAAGCGUAGUUGUAAAAUUUUGUUCAUUCAUUUUCAUGAUUUUGUGGGAUCUAGGAGCCAUAGGGUACAAACAAUAAGCUUACCAGAUCUGAUUACCCUACAUCUUAUCCGCAUUUUGAGUUGGAUAUCAUAUUUGGAUCUUUUUCUGAAGUUUGCCAACUAGAGCACAAAAAGUAGGUUUUCCAGAUUUGUUUAAUUUGUGUAAUAUUUCCAUCAGGAACUGAGAAAACACAUCUGCUGUGCCAUAACUGAUAGUUUUAGAGAUACCACGUUAUAUAUGUCAUACAAUGGUAUUUUGAUACACCAAAUGUCACGUGUUGUAUCUCACGUUUGUGUUAACUAUAUCAUUUUAUUUUAAAUAAUGUUUCAAGCGAAAGUGAUGUAGUGCACGCUCGCCUUUAGUGAUUUAAGGUAGCAAACUAUGCCUGUGGAGAUUUUUGUCUCAUCUAGCCAGACAUCACUACACAAUCUAUUAAUACCUGACGACCACUUAAAACUAUAUUUAAUUAACAAAUUGAACAUAGGUGUACCGUAAUGAUGAAGCUAAAUGUUGUUUUUUCGGUACACCCAAUACCCCAGUUGUUGCAAGAAGCUCCAACAAUAUAGCUUAUUGGAACUUUGGUAACCGGAGGUCUCCAAGCAUGGGUUAGCUGAACAAUUUUCCCUUGUGUAGCUCGCUGCUCUUGUAGAACUGAAACAAUCAGGAGAGAAGUGGUAAUCUUGGAGUGGAAAAUGCUGGAUUAAAUCUAAAGAAAGCCCUAGAGAAGUCAAAAAAGGUACCAGAAGAAGCACCAGCUUGAACAAAAAUAUCAUAUGAUGGCAUCUCAUCUGCAAAUUAUUUGAGAAAAUAGUACCACUUCAUAAUAAAUCGAGCCAAUUGGUCAUGGAAAGAACUGACCAUGUGUUUCUUCAACUUUGCUCUCUUGUGAUGUAAUUAGUUACUCAUUUUUCAUUUUCUGUAGUGAGUUCUGAAUGAGGAUAAUUUAUUUUCCUUACUAUGAAACUUUCUGUCAGCGCCAUUGUAGGCUGUCAGUUUUUAGCCAAAUUUCUGACUAAGGGAGUUAUCUUUCAUAGGUUCUGCCGAUCCCAUGUUUUCUGUUCAAGAUACAGAGCUAGCAAACAGACUGGUCAAAGAUAUCGUUGGCAACAGAUCCGUUGCAAAAAAUAGAUUGUAUGUUGUUCUCUUCUAAUUAUGUUUUCAAUGGUUUAACUCGGAUUGGUAACUAUUUUUCAUUGCGCAUCAAUUUUUUUAAUCAGUGAGGUAGUGUUUAAGACAUCAUAUCAUAGCAUAACAUGAAAUAGAUGCCAAUUCACAAGUAAAAGAAAGAAAUUUUAAUCCGUGAAUGGAAGUAGCAUUACAAAUUUUUCCGUGAUUGUUUUCCCGUGAUAACUGGAACUGAUAGCCCCGUCAAUGGUAGACUGUGAAUUUUUAUUUUAUUUUUGUUUAGGAAUCUUCUGAUAUUCCUCUCCCCACCAAAUACCCCACCAAUAAUAGAACUUCCACCAGGGUGCCACUUCUCAGAGAGAAUAUCAAUUCCAGUCUGGAGGAGAUCAUGACCAUGUCUGAGACUGUCUGAAUGUUGUCUUGGCUGAGUAAUAAAUAGCUUCCUACACGAAAUUCUUGAAAGGGGUGAUCAAUGUUCUCCUAAUUUGAACGAUGAAAGAAAUUAUCUCUGGGCAUUUGGAUUAGAAACCGACUUCUAAAACAUGAGACCAUCCAUCAUCCCCCCGCUCUUCCAGGGUUUUAAGUUUUACGAGGGAAGCUAUUUUCUAGGUUGAUAUAUACUCCAGUCGACUCCACAUCCAACAUCACAGAUUCGAAGAAAAUGACUUGACUUUCCUGUUGACUUCCAUAGCCUCAAUUUUUUGUCCUUUUAAUCUUCUUUAAGGUCAACUUUUUCUAACACUUGUUGACGCUUGAUGGCCUUGGCAAUUCCUUGAACCGUUAUAUUCUUAAAUGAAGCCACUGGCCAUUUCUUAUAGAAUCUACUCAAACCUGGUGGAUAUUUCUUCUUUACAUCUCAGAACGCUCGAGAUUAGUGUGUUUUUUUUCCCUUGAGAAAGCUUUAGGGAAUAAACUAAACAUCACGGGAAAUAAUAGAAAAUUUGGAGUAUGAAGACAAGUGGGGAUUUAUUUUUUUAAUUCCUUUGUCAGAUUAUUUAUUUCAAGAUUUUUUUUCCCACUGUGAUUUUUUCAACUGCUUUUGCUUCAUUGUGAAUCUUUAUGAAACGCAGGGAGAUUAUAAGACUGAUAGCAGAUAAUAUGGCGGCUGUGGGUGCUGAAGUUUAUUUCCACAAGACCUAUCCUCAGAAUCAUCAGUUUCAUCCAUUGCAUUUCUUUUCUGACCCUGAGAGAGAUUCAUCCCGAGACAAUGGCAGCUGCACUGCAGUGGGCAUCAGCUGUGUGGGCAUCAUACGAGCUCCCCGGGGAGAUGGAAAAGAAUCCAUUGUCUUAGUCACCCCCUACAAUUCGGAUGAGAUCGAGUUGAGCGAAGCCACGACACUUGGCCUUGCUUUCUCUAUUUUUUCUCUCCUAAGUCGAGUGACAUGGCUGGCCAAGGAUAUCAUCUGGCUGGCUGCAGAUACACGCCAUGGAGAAUAUAACUCGGUUUCCACCUGGCUGAGAGACUAUCACAAUCCUAUAUUUUUCAACACUGGCGCAUGUGCUGAAAAGGAUUUCAGCAGCUUUAGGCGUGCUGGAACAAUGGCCGCUGCUCUUGUUCUUCGGGUCAAGGAUAAAGAAGAUGGAAGCGAGAUGGAUAGCCUCACCAUACGCGCAGAGGCAUCCAAUGGGCAGAUGCCGAACCUUGACCUCAUCAAUAUUGUUCAUCUCUUAGCAGUUCAUAGACAAGCUCUCCACGUGAAGAUUGGCACGUUUUCUUCACUCCAUGGGUCGACAUUCUUGAAGGCAGUCGGUGAGACCCUGGAAUGGUUAAGCAGGUUCGCUGGGAGCUUCAAUCCCCAGUGGGCUUUUGGUGUUCCAGCUUCUGACUAUGUCAAGGGCACUGCAACACUCGCGAGCUCGAUCUAUUCCCAGGUAGACACUUAUGGAAUGUUUCCCACUUUGACGUCUGAUUUCGCUCCAUCUGGCAUCCCUCAUUGAUUCCCUCUCUGGUGGCAGGCACUCGGUGUGCCCACUGGUUCGCAUGGCGCCUUCCGUGACUACCAGAUCGACGCAAUUGCCCUUGAAGUGUCCCCCAGAAACUCCCUAGAUUUUGACUUCGGACGCUCUGCAAUACUUCUGAAGGGUGGCAGGUGAAUGCGAUCCGCUUCUUCCUUUUUUCUAUAUCCAAUGUAUAUCUAUGUACUUGUGUUUCCCAAAGCAGAAAAUAAUUUCUAUAUUCCUGAAAUAGCUCCCAGAUAUUCGAAUCACAGCAUUUUUCUGAUCAAAACAGUUAUAUUCCUGAACACUAGCUGUGAUGAACACUUACCUGAUCUAUAUAUCUAUCUCCUUUUCUUCUUAUAUCUUGCUGAUCAGAACAUGAAAGCUUUUCUGGCUUUUAAACGCAGGCUGAUUGAAGGAGUGAUACGCUCGGUGAAUAAUCUUCUGGAGAAGUUUCACCAGUCGUUUUUCCUUUACCUUCUGACCUCUCCCAACAGAUUUGUCUCAGUUGGGGUGUAUAUGAUCGCCUUUGCCCUCCUGGUUGCCCCCUUCCCAAUAGCCGCCGCCGCCCUCUUCUCUGAAGACCAGGAGACCCACCCCGCUGAUUCCACCCAUCUUACAGCCACCAAGGACCAUAGAUGGAGGUGGCUUCACGCAGCAAGAGCUGUGUUCUUGGUCCACUUGUGGGCAGCCAUAGUUUCACUGCUCCCAUACCUCAUCUACCGUCUUCCAAUUCUGACCUCAGACCGCAGAGCCUUAACGUGGGUUUCCCUCUCCAUCUUCUCUCUCCUCACCUUGAAACACCUCUGGGGCUCAAACCACACCCCUCCCAGCGGAUGGGUUUCUCUGAAAGCUGUGAUGAUCUCAGCCGCCGCCGUCGGAUUGAGCCUCAUGUCGAUCAUCAACUUCUCUACGGCUCAGAUUGGGGCCGUCCUCCUGGUCCCCCUGUGCCUCAUGGUGCGCCCUCUGAGACAGAGCAGAGCUCUGCUGCUCUCAGCCUGCAAUGUUCUCCUGACAGUCAUCAGCUUCCCUCCUGCGGCUUCAUUGGUCACCAAGAUUCUGCUAGAUGGGUCUGGAGAGUUCGGCAUUGGGUCCUUCUGGGAUUGGAUGGAGGCCCUCUGGGCCUGGAACAGCGCCACUUAUCUCUACCUGCUCCUGGUUCAUCUCCCUUGCUGGGUUCUCUGCGUUCAUAUUCUUCUUCAUCCCUGA
Spirodela intermedia is the source of this 5056-nucleotide messenger RNA. Lineage: Eukaryota; Viridiplantae; Streptophyta; Magnoliopsida; Alismatales; Araceae. The record is from the annotation of a GenBank genome assembly.